Molecule: messenger RNA, 6040 nt
Organism: Tachysurus fulvidraco (yellow catfish)
Lineage: Eukaryota; Metazoa; Chordata; Actinopteri; Siluriformes; Bagridae
Gene: slc45a1
Product: solute carrier family 45 member 1
Exons: 9
Coding region: 222-2702 (826 amino acids)
Biological process (GO): transmembrane transport
Cellular component (GO): membrane
Molecular function (GO): sucrose:proton symporter activity
Source: RefSeq, a predicted model, not a curated record
GGUGGGGGAGAUGAUGGGAGGACCAGAGAGAGAGAGAGAGAGAGAGAGAGAGAGAGAGAGAGAGAGAGAGAGAGAGAGAGAGAGGAGCCGAGCAAUGCCUGCACCAAAGAUAACACAAAGGAAAAAGACACAGGAAUUACGCACCGGGUGAAUUACAAUGAUAACGCGCUCAGUCAGGAGAUGAACAGAAACCCAGAGAAGUGUGUGCAGAACUCCAGAUUAUGAUGUCCUCCCCUGGAAUGGGCACGCCCAGCGACCCCCUCUUAGCCAGCCCGGGGCGAGACGGCUUGAGGGCAGCCCAAGGUGAAACAUGGAGGCCGACCCUUCCAAAAACCUGCAGCUUCCCAAUGUCUACCACACGCCAUCUCAGCCACAGAGCCAACAGCUUCCAGAGGCAUCCAAAACGGCGAAAGCUCAUCCGUCCGUCUCCGCCCCCUCCACCCAACACUCCUUGCCCUCUGGAGCAGCUGGACCUCAGCGAUCUGCCUCCACGCCGCACUUUUCCCGAGCUCCUCUUCAACGGCUGCAUCCUGUUCGGCAUCGAGUUCAGCUAUGCCAUGGAGACGGCCUACGUGACGCCCUUGCUGCUUCAGAUGGGUCUGCCUGAUCAGUUCUACAGCCUCGUCUGGUUCAUCAGCCCCAUAUUAGGAUUCCUGCUUCAGCCGAUCCUCGGAGCUUGGAGUGACAGGUGUACAUCACGCUUCGGCCGCCGGAGGCCUUUUAUUCUCGCCUUGGCCAUCGGGGCUCUGCUUGGUCUAACGCUGGUGCUAAAUGGGCGGGACAUGGGAUCUGCACUGGCAGACACUCACAAGUGGGGCAUCGUGCUUACUGUGUGCGGCGUGGUCCUGAUGGACUUCAGUGCAGACUCAGCAGAUAAUCCCAGCCAUGCCUACAUGAUGGACGUGUGCAGUCCGGAGGACCAGGACAGAGGUCUCAACAUCCACGCACUUCUGGCAGGUCUGGGUGGUGGAUUCGGCUACAUCGUGGGUGGGGUGAACUGGGACCACACUGAGUUUGGCAAGUCAAUGGGAGGUCAGCUUCGAGUCAUCUACCUGUUCACCAGCAUAACCCUUGUAAUCACUACAGCUUUGACACUUACAAGCAUCCCUGAGCGUCCUCUUCUCCCGUCUCAAAAAAGGAGCUCAAAACAUUUAAAGAGCCCCGUUUUACCUCUGCCACCUUCUCCACCUCCACCAGCUGGAUCCCUACAGGAGGAGGAGGAGGAGGAAGGUCUCUACAGCUAUCAGUUCUCUGGGUGUAGGUACCUGAAUGGUAUAGGACACUCGUGUAGUGCCAACGCGAGGCUCUGUGCAGGUCUCACCAGCCCCAUCUCCCCUCUCAGCCCCAUCUCCCCUCUCAGCCCCAUCUCCCCUCUCAGCCCUCUCACACCUAAAUACGGCAGCUUUAUCAGCCGAGACAACACGCUGACGGACAUUAACGAGUUUGCGUCGUCCUUGGGAACGUCAUACAUAGAUAGUGUGCUGAUUGACUGCUACACUGGACAGCACAUGCCCCAACCGUUGAAGCCAGAGACCAUGACUCCAUGCCUUCCUAUGGGAGAAACUCCUCCUGCUCAGGUGUCUCAGCUGGUAGAGGAACCGUCUCCAGCUGCCAACUCUCAGGAAAGGGAAUUAUCUCAACCCAAUGGAGAUCUGCAGGAAGCGGAAAGAUUAGAGGCUAUUGAUGAAGUUCAAGCCAGUGAAUGUUUGGAGUUGAAUGAAGCAUCUGAGCUCAGCGAGGUACCUCAGGAAGGCAGCGGAUUAACACGAGGAAGCAGCACCUCAGGGAUCCUGAAACGCCCUCAGAGCCUGGCCUUAAUGGACGACACACUGAUCGGCCCCAGCAACGGCCUGGAGAACGGCCGCAGACGCACCGUUACCUUCAGCCAACAAGUCGCCAACAUCCUCCUGAAUGGUGUGCAGUAUGACAGUAAGCUCAGUGACAACGCCGAGGCUCCAGACACUCAGAUGUCUCUCAAGCUGCUCUGCAUCGCCAUCUACAGGAUGCCCCCUUCCCUUCGCAGCCUGUGCACCAACCACUUCCUGGGCUGGCUGUCCUUCGAAGGGAUGCUGCUUUUCUACACGGAUUUCAUGGGCGAGGUUGUGUUUGGGGGUGACCCCAAGGCACCGAACAAGUCUGAGGCCUACCAGCGCUACAACGCCGGGGUCAGCAUGGGCUGCUGGGGCAUGUGCAUCUAUGCAUUCAGUGCUGCUUUCUACUCAGCCAUCCUGGAGAAGCUGGAGGAACGUUUCUCUCUGCGUUCUCUGUAUUUUUUUGCCUACCUGGCGUUCGGCUUGGGCACAGGUCUGGCCACGCUCUCCACCAACCUGUACGUGGUGUUGUCUCUUUGUGUCACCUAUGGAGUCCUGUUCUCUUCGCUCUGCACGCUGCCUUAUUCGCUACUAUGUGAAUAUUAUCAGAGUCCACAGUUCUGCGGCUCCACAGAGGACGGCACCAGGAGGGGCAUGGGCGUGGACAUCUCUCUUCUCAGCUGCCAGUACUUCCUGGCCCAGAUCCUGGUCUCUGUGGCUAUGGGACCUCUGACCUCGUUGGUGGGUGGGGCUCAGGGUGUGAUGUACUUUUCGAGCCUCAUGUCUUUUGUGGGCUGCCUGUACUCCUCGCUGUGUGUGGUGUACCAGCUGCCACCUCCGGAGGGUGAGCACUCACAGAGUGAGAGCCAACCACUACUGGUGCACAUAUAAAUUCACACACAUACACACAUACACACACACACACAGGCCUGUAAACCUACAUACACAUGAUUUUUUUAGACAGCAUUAAUCACUGGCAUCAUGUCUCGCAUCAUUCUAGAAACGUUCUUUUUUGUAAACUUUUUAUUACCCAAGGCAUGUUCGAUUCCCUUUCCAUAAACUAAGUGUGUUUACAUGCACAACACUAAUCUGAUCGAAUUAUCUGAUUUAUUCAGGUAGUUAGGUAAAUGGUACACAAUUGCGCAUAUGUGAUCUCAAUUUUUAACUGACACCUGAACAUGUAACCAGUCCAAUUCUUCUUAAAACAUAGUAGACCCCAAGUUAAAUAAAUAUGCUGCAGGAUGUUUGAAUUGAAUUAUUGACUUUGCUAAAGUUCACAAAUAAAUCACUUGAAAAAUCAUGGCAUGUUACAGAUGACUCACAAAGAAUAACUUCGUAGAGUGACGUCGUUCGAAACCGAUGCGAUGUUUUACGGUUUGAUCUUAAGUCCAGAUCUCCGAGAGACUCCCGUAAAAGUCCAACUAAAGCUAAACCUUAAUAUAACAGAAAUAACAUUGCACAUUUUACAUUGGAUUCAGAUCAAACAUAAAACCAACUUGGUUCUAUUGUCAUGGUUUUGAGAUAAUCUUCUUCUUCUGCUGGAAACAGAUUUAGGCUCAUGUUCCCUAGAUGUACGGUAUUAAAGUGACCUUUGUGGUUACUAAACCAUUUUUUAGUAGUUUUCCAUAAAAACUCAUUCGUUAUGACAAGCACGUUGUUUUUGCUCAUACAAAUGACAUCAUUCUCUGUAGAAGUUGUCAUUAUACACAAACACACAAUCAGUCAGGGCCCCAGUUUUCCCAUGACCACAUUACUUCAUAACACAGGAGAUUCAUUUAAAGCAAACAAUCGAAAAAAGUAAAUAAAUAAAAAAUGAUUUUUUUUUUAAACAAUACACUAGAUCCUUUUUCCUAAGGUGCCUUCAAAAUUGUGGAUAUAAACCUAUGCAUUUAAAGUUACAGUAAAAAAUCAGAUUUUUUAUUUUUUUGCAGAUCAGUUUUUUCUCAGCAUCAGAUUACUUUGCACAUGUAAACAUUCUUACUCUACGUCUCAUGGUAUAGAAAGACGAAGCCCACGAGCAUCCACAUGUAUCACAGAUUUCACAACCUUGUCUUUCUUCUAACGAUUGCGUUUAACUAAAACAUCAAGAACAUCGGAGAUAUGUGAGAGCCUCUGAGUUCAUUCUGAGCCGAACGUUGGUACGGGCUCAAUUUUUUUUUCCGUUUUGGACUGCAGGAAACAGUUAACUGUCUAAAUCCAAAGAUGUUUAAUAAAAGGCGAUGAUAAAACAGAAACCACUCUCACAUAUCAAGAUGCGGCGAUACGCUCAGUAUCUGUGGACUGACUGCAGAUGUCAGGUGUAUAUGUGCAUGAGAAGCAGCACUGAUGCCUCGCUCUACGUUCACACUAGCAGGUACUUCGCUUUUAGUUCACUAGCUAUAGUACGUUCAUGCACCAGAGGCACCGACUUCCUUCCGAGCUUUAAUAUUUCUUUCGUAGCGUCUAGUCACGUUUAGUGUGAAUUUGUAUACAAAAAGUAAAAGAAACCAUGGUGCCAUUUUUUUUGUCUCAAACUGUAAACACGAAUUAAAGCAGAAAUGGUUUGAGGGAUCAUUCGAGCGAGCUCGAUUGUUGAAAAGCCUAAUUUAAUUUAAUUCGUUGGCUGCUGAAAUAACUCGUCCAGAGAAACCCUUUUAUCUGUCAUUUGCUUGGGUGAACGUAGGGUUCCUUCAGACCUCUGUUUCUGCCUGUGACAGUAAAACAGAAUGUAUCUACAGAAUGUCUUAGUUUGCAUACACUAGCAUUAGGCUUACUAUACUGUAUAUAUUAAACACAUCACUCCAAAUGCAUGUUUCUGAGACUCCACUGGACACUUCACAGUCGGAUACACGGCACAGACGUGCUUCUUAUCUCCUGCUCGGCUGAGCGUUUGAGUUGACUGCAUGCACUCAUAGAAACUUGCAUUUAGGGAAAAAAAAAAAAAAACAUCCUCAGAGCACUCAGGGAUGGUCACAAACAUUUCACACUACCAAUGGUGUGUUUUUUUUUAUUUUAAAAAACACUCUUCCGCCUGCUGCCAUGUGAUCUGGCAUGAUGGCUGUAAUGGUGACAGUGGUUCUUGUCAUUAUCAGGCAGAGCGGAUGUUGAGACUGGAGUGUGAGCGACUACAGCUCAGCUGUAAUGGAGAAGUACCCACUACAGAAGAGAAGAGCCAGCCAAAAUCUACUUUCCCCCCCCCCACUAGACUUGGCCACCAGGCAACAGAUCAGGAAGACACAUUAGGAACUAACAGUGGACUCAACAUAAGACUGAAAAAGUACAUCUUCUCGUGCCACUAGAGGGCAGAAGUACGGAUUUUUCAAUGCAAGCAACAAAAUGUCGAUUUUUAAUUUCCAAAUCUCAACAUCUUUGGCGGGGAAAAGAAGAAAAUAUAUAAAAUAAAUCUGAACAAAAGACAAGCCAAAAUGUAAAUAAAACUUAACGUUGUAUAUUUUUUUCCCGCAGUUUAUAUAAACAUGUUCAAAAACAACAAUUGAGCCCCUAGAGUCAGGAAAUGUUAAAAUGAACCUCAACUCAUUUGAGGAAACCAGCUAUUAAAAAUAGAAAUGUUGCAAGCUUAUAGUCUACAGCACCGACGCGCUGAAUGAGAACACAAACCUUGAAACAGGCUUUAAAAAAAAAAAAAAAAAAAAAAAAGGAACAGUUAAAAAGACGAGUGAUUUUAUUUAUACGCCUGAACCAGAAUAUACAAAGCAGUGGUCAAAAGCAACCAAAACACAAAACACCAGUGUCAGCAUGUUGACCGUUUCCCAUCCUGCACUGCCCAUACUCCUAUUACCCCCCCCUCCUGCAAAAUAACAAAAGUAAAAUAAAAAAUAACCUGUACAUACGGACGUGGAAAGUUACAAACCUUCUGGAAUGCAUAUGAAACAAAAGACCAAAAACCUUAAGGUUUAAGAGGGGUUAAUUAACAUAAGCUAGUCAGGAAAGGACAAAGUUAUCUUUUCUUCUCAACUCUCACAAUGUAAGGAGACCCAUUCAUGGACACCAUCUGUUCUGUUAACAGAUAAGCCAAAGCAAGGGAUUAACUACUAGCAGCAGAAAACAACCAGGAUUAAAAUGUUGUCCAUUAGCCCCUGCUUAAAACUUUUAUCUUUGGCCUUAAGUGAAUCUGACAAACAUCAGAACAUGGGGGAAAAAAAAAAAGUUAUUUGUUACAAUAUAUACGGCGACUUGUAGGUUUUUAUCGGUGCGUAUCUGCUGGUCAAAAAAAACAAAAAAAAAAACAA